AUGUUUUGUACGUCACAACGGACGAGGAGGAGGAGGACACAUCAGAGCCCGUUUAAAGUGCCAGACAGUAACAGCAUUUUUCUACUGAGUGUAAACGAAAGAGAGGACCAAAAAGAGGAGAGACGUAAAUUUCUGGCUCUGCCAAUUGAUGAGAAGACGACCCACGCUGCGAGAAUGAUGGCCAAGCUGAAGAAUGAGCUGGUGGGAGAAGUGGAGGAGGACGAGGAGGAGGAGGAAAAUGAGCAGAUGAAGGAUCUAAAACAAAUCAGGAGUAAGACAGUUCUCCCUAAACAAACAUCAGGCCGACAUGAGCUGAGGAUGAAACGAGAAAACAUUGCAAAAGACAGCAAAUAUGACUUAAUCUCAAUGGAACGACAGAAGGCCGUGUUGGAGUUAUCUCUGAUGACUAAGAGGUCUGAGAUCUUGAAGAUGGACAAGGCCAUCGCAAAAGAGGAGCGACAGCUGAAGCAGCUUGAAAAGAUGAUUGAGCGAGACAACCUCAACUUCGAAGGGUUCCUCAGGGAGAACGAGAAGAAGUCUGUGGAGGCCAGAACCGUUUUUGAGCGGGAGGCCAAGUUAAAACAGGAGAGAAAUACUGAAAUCAAGAAGAUAACUGCUGAAAUAGGGACAAUUAAAAGUGAAAUUGCCAAGUUUGAAGAAAUCCUGAUAGAUUACAAACAGUACAAGGAGCUUCUAUACAAGCUGUCUCCUCCAGAGUGGCAGGAGGCCCAGAAGACCAAGAAAGCUAAAGUCCUGUCUGGCAAAGACGCACAGCCCGACCAGAACCGGGAGCCUGGAGAGACGGCUAAUGAAAACGGUUUGGAGAGCAAAGUGUCCAGUCCUGGUCGAGAGCUGCCCUCCAUCAGAGAGACCAGACCGACCUCAGGCCACAGCGACACCCAAGCCACAAACUGUAAAGUGGACAGCGACGGCUCAGACUAUGAGGAUGAGCCAGAGCUGUACUUCACUGAUCCCCAGCAGCUACUGGAUCUGAUGACAGAGCUGACAGAGCAGAACCUGUCCCUGAUUCAGAACUCUGCACGGGUGGAGGAGAAACUGGAGGAGCUGGAGCAGUCCAUGGAGACAACCAGGAAGAAAAUUGAAAAGGAUGAAAAGCAGAUAGCGCUGCAGAUAAAUGACAUCAACCAGAGAAUCGACAAAGAGAAGGCGAGAGGCGCCAAACUCGAACAGAAGGUUCAACUCCAUGUGUCACUGAGCACAGAAGACCAAGACAUGAUGUUGGCCGCUCUCGGUGAGAAGGUGGCGGAGGUGCAUCGCAGCUGCGUGGAUGACAGGAUGACCAACCUCAGCACUUUGGAGAAACUGGCCAGCAUCGAGCACCACAUUUCUUUCCUGCUGCAGGACCUUGAGAGCAUCCCUGAAGAAAAACUGGAGCUGAUGAAGAAGAUCAAGGACAGCGAGAGGAGGAGCAGGCAGCGUGAAGAAAAGCUGAGAGAGCAGCAAGAGAAACAAAAAGAGAGGAUGAGGAGGUAUUUGGAAAGAUCCCUGGCUGACUCCAAGAAAAUAAGUGGGAGGAAGCUCAUGCCCAGAUGCAUGCCGGUUGCCCAGAAAGUCAAAGUGAGCAACGUGGAUAACGUCCCUGCUGAGGACGAGCUGCAUGAAUACCUGUUUGGAGAAGAAGACACAGAGUAAAUAAAAGGAGACGAGAGGGAAGCCCUUUCUCUUUGGUUGGCACCCUCAAGGUUCUACUGGAGUUUGCUGCUGAUCACAUAGACGGA
Molecule: messenger RNA, 1739 nt
Organism: Stegastes partitus (bicolor damselfish)
Lineage: Eukaryota; Metazoa; Chordata; Actinopteri; Pomacentridae
Gene: cfap100
Product: cilia and flagella associated protein 100
Exons: 14
Coding region: 1-1653 (550 amino acids)
Source: RefSeq, a predicted model, not a curated record